This is a messenger RNA of Clupea harengus (Atlantic herring), 2051 nucleotides long. RefSeq names its product cytochrome P450 2J2-like. Gene Ontology annotation, molecular function: heme binding; oxidoreductase activity, acting on paired donors, with incorporation or reduction of molecular oxygen, reduced flavin or flavoprotein as one donor, and incorporation of one atom of oxygen; iron ion binding. Lineage: Eukaryota; Metazoa; Chordata; Actinopteri; Clupeiformes; Clupeidae. Gene Ontology annotation, biological process: xenobiotic metabolic process. The record is from RefSeq and is a predicted model, not a curated record. Gene Ontology annotation, cellular component: cytoplasm; intracellular membrane-bounded organelle.
CAAAGUGCAACAACGCUGGGUCGGUCUGUGUGUAUUUAUUCAGCUACCUGAGCACAGUUAGAGGUUACAGAGAGAGACACUCUCUAAUGCGUGCAGCGCUGUGACAGACUGACACACUCCUUCUAGAUCGUCUGUCAAGAUGGCUCCGUCAUCCUCUGUGUUCAGUUCUUCCUUGUUGAAGUGGACGGACAUCCAGGUUGUGCUGAUAUUUACCGUUGUGUUCCUGCUCCUGGCGGAGGUCAUGAGGAAACGCAGGCCAAAGAACUUCCCACCAGGACCAAUGAGCUGGCCUGUCGUUGGGAACACAUUCACUAUUGACUUCAAGAAAGCCCAUCUCGAAUUGACCAAACUUGCUGAGCAGUAUGGGGAUGUGUACAGCCUCGGACUGAGCCGCUGGACGGUGGUGCUGAACGGCUACAAGAUGGUGCGAGAAGCUUUGGUGACCCAAGGUGACUCGAUGGCUGACAGGCCUGAGAGUGCCCUUGAUGUGGAUGUGGCUCACCAUCUUGGUGUGGUCACCAGUAAUGGAUACUUGUGGAAACAACAGCGCCGCUUUGCCAUCUCCACCCUAAAGUAUUUUGGAGUUGGCAAGAAGUCUCUUGAGUCCGCCAUUUUGGAAGAGUUUACAUAUUUAGCCAAUGAUAUUGAAGCACUUAAUGGAAAACCCCACAAUCCACACCUGCCCACAAACUACGCUGUUGCCAACAUCAUAUGCUCCCUUGUUUUUGGACAUCGAUUUGAAUACACUGACAAGAAGUUCCAGAUGCUGAUGAAAAUGUUUGAUAAAUCUAUUGAAAUUGAAGCCUCCAUUUGGGCUGAGCUGUACAACUCUUUCCCGACGGUGAUGAGACUGUUACCUGGACCUCACCAGACAGUCUUAAAAAACUGGGACACUGUGAAAGAUUUCCUGAGGGCAGAAAUUGAGCAGCACAAGAAAGACCGGGACCUGUCGGAGCCCAGGGAUUACAUCGACUGCUACCUGAGUGAGAUUGAAAAGAGCAAGGAGGACACAGCGUCUGGCUUCCACGAGGAGAAUCUGAUCAUGUGCAGCCUGGACCUGUUUGUGGCCGGCUCAGAGACCACGUCCACCACCCUCCGCUGGAGCUUCCUCUACAUGGCCAAGUACUUGGAGAUCCAAGAAAAGGUCCAGGCUGAGAUAGACCGGGUGAUUGGUCAGUCACGCCAGCCUAGCAUGGCAGACAGAGCGGACAUGCCCUACACUGAGGCAGUCCUCCACGAGAUCCAGAGGAUGGGCAACAUCGCCCCACUGGGCCUCCCCAGGGUCACCACCAAAGAUGUGCACCUCGGCGACUACCUCAUCCCAAAGGAUACCGAGAUAAUCGCUAAUCUGACAUCAGUGAUGUUUGAUAAGAACGAAUGGGAGACACCUCACAAGUUUAAUCCAGGGCACUUCCUGAACAAAGAGGGCAAGUUCGUGAAGCAACCUGCCUUCAUCCCCUUCUCAGCAGGAAAAAGAGUGUGUCUCGGGGAAAGCCUGGCCAAGAUGGAGCUCUUCCUCUUCUUCACCUCUUUCCUGCAGCGGUUCACUUUCUCAACGCCUCCUGGAGUGAAGCCCAUGAUGGAUUUCCGUUUUGGCAUAACCCUGGCACCCCUGCCACAUGAGAUAUGUGCCACACCACGCCAUCUGUGACCGGUGGCAGAGGGCAGACUGCAACUUUGUCUCUCUGCACCUUCUACUCUUUGACUUUAGCGUCUGUGAAAAGGGCAGAGCUGCAGGGAGAUUAAUGCUGGGUGUUUUUAAUGGCGAAAAAAGGUUUCAUUGUGCUUCAUUUUGAUCUGUGUUUAAAUUCUCAACGAAUAAUGGGUGUAUGCAAUAGUGUAUAUACACACACACACACACACACACACACACACACACAACAGCGCGCUUAGAUGGAACUGUACAAAAGCAGCUAAUCUAACUUUUCUUUCACGGGCAUGACACACUGCACUCACCUGCCGUUUGAAUAGUUGGGAUGUAUUUCCCCCUAGUGGUCAGAGUCUGUACAUUCUCUGACGAUACAAAAACAUUUAAAUCAUGUCAAAUACUC